AUGUAUAACCUCGCUGACGGAACACCGGAUCUGGAGCACCUGCAGCCACUCAUCGAAAUGUUUGACAUCGAGCACUGCAAGGUGGUGCUUCCUAGCGAUCGCUCUCUACCCUUCGUGCAGACGCGCGCAGAGGACGUUGGAAAGUUCGUCGCGGCGAGCCCGGACCCGAAGAAGCGGCCCGAGUUCAGCCAGAUCAGAGGCAGUCGGCUCUCGGAAGAGACUGAACGAGGCCGUGCAGCCCGCCGACAAGGCCCGAGGCAAGUCGGCAAAAAUUCGAAGUAA
Messenger RNA from Phanerochaete carnosa HHB-10118-sp, 282 nucleotides. RefSeq lists its product as uncharacterized. The coding region runs from base 1 to 282 and encodes 93 amino acids. Lineage: Eukaryota; Fungi; Basidiomycota; Agaricomycetes; Polyporales; Phanerochaetaceae. The record is from RefSeq and is a predicted model, not a curated record. The transcript has 2 exons.